UUUCACUCUGCAUGUACAUCUCCUAGAGCCACAGACUCUGUUUAAAACCUUAGAGAUGAUGAAGUUACUGGCAGCAUGAGGUGCUUUCCUGGGGACAUGGGUUCACUGAGCUGCAUUCUUUCUGUGCUUCCUGGCCUCUCUUACCUAAGUUCAACAAAUCCUUGCUAGCAGAGCCCAGGCCUGGCCUGUUCAGCAUGUCUGAGAAAUCAUAGUUUCUGCAUUCUGCAGAAGCAAACGAGGCUAAGAAUGGAUAAGGCUACCCACAGCAAUCAGGAAGUUAAGAAACAUGUGCGCCUGCAAGAUCGAAGGGGCUCCAAUGUGUCAUUGGUAUUGGACAUGAGUUCUCUGAGCAACACUGAACCCAUUGUGCAAAUCUCCACUCCAAGAGAUGUCACAGUGCAAUUUUUGAACACUGCCAGUCAUGUCCUAACACAGAAGAUGCUCCAGGAAUGGAGCUGCAAUCUGGAAGAGCUUCAAAAGGAGUUUGCGAAAAUUCCCUCAAACUUCAUCACUCCAGAAGAACUCAACAUUCCUGGUCGGGCAGCAAAGGAUAGAUACAAAUCCAUCCUACCAAAUCCCCAGAGCCGUGUCUGUCUCAAGAGAGUCAACAGCCAAGAAGAGGAGUCUUACAUAAAUGCAAAUUACAUCCGGGGUUAUGCUAGCCAGAAGAAGACCUAUAUUGCCACACAGGGACCCAUGCUAAAUACAGUCAAUGACUUCUGGACAAUGGUGUGGCAAGAAGAAACUCCACUCAUAGUUAUGCUCACCAAACUCAAAGAAAGGAAAGAGAAAUGUAUCUGUUACUGGCCUGAAAGAGAAGCAUCCUAUGGACCAUUUAGAAUUCAAGUCCAAGACAUUUGGGAAUGUGAUGACUACACCAUUCGUAGCCUUUCCCUGCAGUUCAAAGAUGAAUGUCGCACUGUGAAACACAUUGUCUUCUCAUCCUGGCCAGACCAGAGGACACCAGAAUCAGCCAAGAUGCUCUUGCAUUUGAUUCUUGAGGUGGAGAAAAUUCUAAAGGCUUCCCAAAACAAGGGACCAAUUGUUGUGCACUGUAGUGCGGGCAUUGGACGGACAGGCUGCUUCAUUGCUACUCAGAUUGGAUGCCAGCAACUAAAGGACAAAGGAGAAGUAGAUAUUUUGGGAAUUGUCUGCCAGCUACGCAUAGACAGAGGUGGAAUGAUACAAACCAGUGAACAAUACCAGUUUGUCCAUCAUAUACUUGCUAUGUAUGCCUCACAGCUUUCUGAAUUCACAGACAACUAAUCCAUCAUGCUGUGGUAGCAAGAGGAACUGUUUAUAUCUGGACUCUUUGCUUUGGAGAGCCUUUUUUCUGAUAGCAAGAUAGUAAAGUAUUUAUAUUUCAGCCACUUGAAAUACACAGCUCAAACAAGAACUGUUAGGUUGUUUGUUUUAUGUAAAAGGAAUUUAGCUGGAUGUAGAGUUUUAAUUUCAUUUUUUUUAUAUUUUGAACUUCCUGUGUAAGUUUUGUAAACAUAAUAUUCAUUUCAAGUUCAUUAAAAAUACUGUUGUGUUUUACAUACACACACACACACAAACAGCUGUACAUCUCAAUCCUGGACUAACCAGGUCAUGUUGUUAAGGUCUUUUCCCAGUGUCUGAAGGCUAUGGAUAUUCCGGAUGGGUAGCAAAAGACUCAAGCUUGAUCCUGACAAUCAUGAGUGGUUAUGGUUUUGGAUCACUUGAGACCAGUGGAUCCAUCUUGAGUCAUGAAUAAGCUUGCACUUUUCCCUUCAGAACUGAUAACUAUAUGGAGAUAUUCUUAAACUCACAUCUCCUACUUAAGGAACAGGUAGCAGCUAUGGCUAAGAAGGCCUAUGCACAAAUCCAUCUUGAGUACUAAUUAUAAUCCUACCUGAACCAAAUAGUUGUUCAGAUAGUUACUCUAUCAUCUCACAUAUGACUCUAGUAAUGCAGUCUACAUAUGGCUGCCCUUGAAAAACACUCAGAAGUUGCAACUGGUACAAAAUGCACCAUUAUGGGCAAUUAUGGAUGUGUCACAUGAUCACAAUUCAGUUUGUUGGUUAUCCUUGUAUUUUCCAGGUCAAUUAAGGAGUGUCAUGUAAUGAAAUUAAGAAAUAUGGUUUCUUGGUCACAGCACCUGCUCUCUGGAAGAAGAUUUCUCUGAGACUUGUUUGGCUCUUACCCAGUGGUGGGAUUCAAAUUUUUUUACUACCUGUGGGCGUGGCUUGGUGGAUGUGGCAGGGGAAGGCUACUGUAAAUAAUCUCCAGUC
Pseudonaja textilis is the source of this 2255-nucleotide messenger RNA. It is a transcript of the gene PTPN7, whose product is annotated as protein tyrosine phosphatase non-receptor type 7. Gene Ontology annotation, molecular function: protein tyrosine phosphatase activity; protein kinase binding. Gene Ontology annotation, biological process: signal transduction; protein dephosphorylation. The record is from RefSeq and is a predicted model, not a curated record. Gene Ontology annotation, cellular component: plasma membrane; cell junction; cytosol. Lineage: Eukaryota; Metazoa; Chordata; Lepidosauria; Squamata; Elapidae.